Purpureocillium lilacinum is the source of this 357-nucleotide messenger RNA. The record is from RefSeq and is a predicted model, not a curated record. NCBI's taxonomy places the organism in Eukaryota, Fungi, Ascomycota, Sordariomycetes, Hypocreales, Ophiocordycipitaceae.
AUGGUGGUGGUGAGGGCCUCGGGUGUGGUGGACAUGGGAAGUGGGCGCGAAUUUUUUUGGGUUGGCUUUUCAGGGACGUUGACGGAAGGCGGGACAAAUGCGAAUGUGACAACAGCAAUGUUGAUGGACGUUGGGCGACUUCACGCAACAUGGUGCGUCGACCGGGGCUGGGGACCGGAGGACGCCGGCCGGCCGCCGGGCCAGGCGCUGACUAAAUGUCCGGAAUGCCGCCCGGGUGUCCGGUUGCCUGUUCGGGCAGCCGUUGAAUGUUUGAGACGAUCACUUUACUUUGCCGUUGCAAUGCAAAUGGAUGUGAGUCUGGGAUCGACGCUGGAGAGGAUCAAACUGGACCCUUGA